CGUUGAAUGACGAGUCCGCGCGCGCGCGCGUCACUGAGGUCGAUGACGUAGUGCAUCAUGGCGGCGCCCCACUCCACCAUGAAAUUCUGGAAACCCGGCUCAGAGGCUCCAGGUGUGUGUGAGGAGAGAGACCUGAGCACAGAGACCACCGGCUCCCCCAUCAUCUUUAACCCACACACAGCGCUCUCCAUAGAGAAGCAGAGGCAGAGACUGCCCGUCUUCAAGCACAGAAACAACAUCCUGUAUCUGGUGGAGAGUUUCCAGACAGUGGUGAUUGUUGGAGAAACGGGAUCCGGGAAAAGCACACAAAUCCCGCAGUACCUGCUGGAGGCGGGAUGGGCGGCGGACGGGAAGGUGAUCGGCGUGACCCAGCCUCGCCGAGUGGCCGCCACAUCCGUGUCCGGGCGAGUGGCGGAGGAGCGCGGGGCGUAUCUGGGGCACGAGGUGGGCUACAGCAUCCGCUUUGACGACUGCUCGGACCCGCACGCCACGCGCAUCAAGUUUCUGACGGACGGCAUGUUGGUUCGGGAGAUGAUGUCCGACCCGCUGCUGAAGAAGUACAGUGUGAUAAUGCUGGAUGAAGCUCACGAGAGGACGCUCUACACAGACAUCGCCAUCGGCCUCCUGAAGAAGAUUCAGAAGAAGCGCAGAGACCUGCGUCUGAUCGUAGCUUCAGCCACGUUGGAUGCCAAGAAAUUCCACGAUUUCUUCAACCUGAACGAGUCUGGAGACCCAAAUAAAGACACGUGCGCGAUUCUGACGGUGGAGGGCCGGACUUUCCCCGUGGAUAUUUUCUACACUGUCAGUCCUGUACCGGACUACGUGAAGGCUACGGUGGAAACCGUGAUGAAGAUCCACGAGACGGAGGAUGAUGGAGACGUGCUGGCGUUCCUCACGGGACAGGAGGAGGUGGAGAAGGUGGUGUCUAUGCUCCAGGAACAGGCCAGGACCUUGUCCCGUUACGGCAUGAAGAAGCACCUGUGCGCGCUGCCCAUGUACGCGGGCCUGCCCUAUAACGAGCAGAUGAGAGUGUUCGAGAGGAUGCCCCCUACUGUCAGAAAGGUGGUGGUCGCUACUAAUAUAGCCGAGACGUCCAUCACCAUUAACGGCGUGGUGUUUGUGAUCGACUGUGCGUUUGUCAAACUGAGGGCGUAUAAUCCACGCACCGCCAUAGAGUCUCUGAUCGUUACGCCCAUCUCUAAAGCCUCGGCCUGCCAGAGAGCCGGGAGAGCCGGGAGGAACCGCGCAGGGAAGUGCUUCCGCCUCUACACAGAGGAGGAUUUUGAGAAGUUGCCCGAGGCGUCGGUCCCGGAGAUGCAGCGCUCCAACCUCGCCCCGGUCAUCCUGCAGCUCAAAGCUCUGGGCAUCGACAAUGUGCUGCGCUUCAACUUCCUGUCUCCUCCUCCUGCUCAGUCCAUGGUCCAGGCGCUGGAGCUGCUCUACGCUCUCGGAGGUCUGGAUCAGUACGGCCGUCUCACUGACCCCAUGGGCCUGCGGAUGGCAGAGUUUCCGCUCAGCCCCAUGUUUGCCAAGAUGCUGCUGGAAUCGGGAAACUUCGGCUGCUCCAAGGAGAUCGUCACGAUAGCAGCCAUGAUGCAGAUACAGAACAUUUUUGUAGCUCCACACAACCAGAAAAAAUCGGCUGCGCGGGAGCGCAGGAAGUUUGCUGUGGCGGAGGGCGAUCAUCUCACCAUGCUGAAUGUGUACGAGGCUUUCAUAAAGCAUCAGAAGAGCUCUCAGUGGUGUCAGGAUCAUUUCCUCAACUAUAAAGGGCUCCUGAGGGCCGUGGCCGUACGUGAACAGCUGAGACACCUCCUCAACAAGUUCAAGGUGCCUCGGACCUCUAGUGAAGGUGAUCCAGAUGUCAUUCUCAGAUGUAUCGUGUCUGGGUUUUUUGCGAAUGCCGCUCGAAUGCAUCACUCCGGCUCUUACAGGACUCUCCGUGAUGACAGAGAACUGUUCAUUCACCCUGAUUCAGUGCUGUAUGGAGAAAAGCCCCCCAAAUGGGUGGUCUUCAAUGAGGUGGUUCAGACCAGCAAGUACUACAUGCGAGACGUGACGGCGGUCGAGUCCUCCUGGCUCGUGGAGCUGGCGCCUCACUUCUACAAACAGGCCAAGCACGGGUCUCUGAACAGCAAACGGGCCAAAGUCUUCUGAGCCGGGCUCCAUCACUUCCUGGUCACAGAUAAAGAAGAUCUUAAGAAACUAAACUAAAGGGACUAUUAAGUACACAUGCACACUUUGGUGUUUAUUGCAGCUGGAAGGCAAAAGGAACACUGUGGUAUUUUGUAUAUACAAAUGUACGUGAUACAUUUACGCGGCCGUGGUCAUCUUUGUAUAAUUUAAUAGCCAUUGGGAUAACUUGACUGUGAUUGGAUGGAUGGAUGGAUGGAUGGAUGGAUGGAUGGAUGGAUGGAUGGAUGGAUGGAUGGAUGGAUGGAUGGAUGGAUGGAUGGAUGGAUGGCGAUAUCGAUGUACAGCUUUACAACAUCGCACGAAGCCCUACCCUCAACAAUAACCAGAAUAUUACUAUAAUAAGCUACUUUUUACCGGUUAUUUCAAACCCUCAUCGGAGAAAUACUGUGUAGCUCAAACGUAGUGGCCUUUUAACCAUUAUGUGCCAAAUAUUAUAAAUCUGUAGAACAUUUCCUGAUGUAUAUGGAAUGUGAAAUGAAUUGUAGUUACACUGUCAGCAUGAGACAAAAAAGUGCCAUUUUUUUAAAAUAUAGUAUAUAUAUAGGUCCUCAUCAAGUAGCCUUGUUAUGCACCUCUGGCCUAAAAACUGUGUUCUUAGGCGUAAUCAUUUCAUAGUGUAGAGUCCGGUCUCAUUUAGGGAAGAUCAGCCAUGACUAGUUCAGUGUGGUGAGAGAAUAGCACAGCGAAUGAGACGCCUCAGGGAGGAGCUUCUUUCUUAUUAAAGUCAACGGGGUGCUAACUGUGGAUAUGGCAACCCUCCUUAGUAGGAAGGCCGAGGUGCCAAUCAUGUCGGUGGAGGCGGAGCCUCUGUCAUAAUGUGACAACGUUUUGACAAUGUACGUGACGUUUUAGUUUUGCUGUGACUUGUUGGUUUCUUUGUAGUUUAUUGAAUCCAAAAAAACUUUAAAAGCAAUGUAAUUAAAAUCUACUUUUAAGGUUACUUCUGUAACGUUAUUACCAAAUGUCUAUGUAGUCCGUAGCAUAGGUUUAGGUCGUGUCGAUGGCGUUUUAAACGUUCUUGCAUGUCUUGUAAAGAACGCAGAUCUCAAGCAGCGUCACAGCAGUGCAGUUAUUUGUAGAGGAAAUCAAAUAAACUGUGGUGAAUGUGCUGGAUGUAAUCGUACCACACUGCUGCUCCAGAGCUUGAAUAAAGUCUGAUGUUCACUGUAAAA
Messenger RNA from Puntigrus tetrazona (Sumatra barb), 3368 nucleotides. It is a transcript of the gene dhx35, whose product is annotated as DEAH-box helicase 35. Gene Ontology annotation, molecular function: ATP binding; RNA binding. Gene Ontology annotation, cellular component: catalytic step 2 spliceosome; intracellular anatomical structure. The record is from RefSeq and is a predicted model, not a curated record. The transcript is spliced from 21 exons. Lineage: Eukaryota; Metazoa; Chordata; Actinopteri; Cypriniformes; Cyprinidae. The coding region runs from base 58 to 2157 and encodes 699 amino acids.